This is a messenger RNA of Dama dama (fallow deer), 2162 nucleotides long. RefSeq names its product cytokine inducible SH2 containing protein (gene CISH). Gene Ontology annotation, cellular component: phosphatidylinositol 3-kinase complex. The coding region runs from base 320 to 1084 and encodes 254 amino acids. NCBI's taxonomy places the organism in Eukaryota, Metazoa, Chordata, Mammalia, Artiodactyla, Cervidae. The transcript has 3 exons. Gene Ontology annotation, molecular function: 1-phosphatidylinositol-3-kinase regulator activity. The record is from RefSeq and is a predicted model, not a curated record. Gene Ontology annotation, biological process: phosphatidylinositol phosphate biosynthetic process; intracellular signal transduction.
CCCAGACUAAGGGAGCCGGCGCCCCCCACCCGCACCCCUCGCCGCCCGACCGCACAGCCGGCGGUUCUGGGAAGACGUCGCUUCCGGGAAGGGCUGGGACACAGAGGACAAAAGAUUAGGCUGUUCGCUCCGCCCCGUCCUCCAGGCCCGCCCCCCGCACUCUCCCGGCGCACCCGCUCCGCCACCUCUCAGUCCCGGCCCGCCGCCCGUGCGCCCCGGGAGCCUGCCCUGAGAGCGCGAUCCGCGCCCACUGGCUCACUCCAGCUGCCGCCGUCAGGCCGGGCCUCAGCUCCGGAGCAACAGCUGCCGCUGCCAGGACAUGGUCCUCUGCGUUCAGGGACCUUGUCCUUUGCUGGCCGUGGAGCAGAUUGGGCAGCGGCCCCUGUGGGCCCGGUCCCUGGAGCUGCCCCAACCAGUUAUGCAGCCUUUGCCUGCUGGCGCCUUCCUGGAGGAGGCAGUAGAGGAGUCCCCAGCCCAGCCAGAGAGGGAGACCAAGGUGGUGGACCCCGAGGAGGACCUGCUGUGCAUAGCCAAGACCUUCUCCUACCUUCGGGAAUCUGGCUGGUAUUGGGGUUCCAUUACGGCCAGUGAGGCCCGGCAACACCUGCAGAAGAUGCCAGAGGGCACCUUCCUGGUACGUGACAGCACCCACCCCAGCUACCUGUUCACACUGUCCGUCAAGACCACCCGCGGGCCCACCAACGUGCGCAUUGAGUACGCCGACUCUAGCUUCCGCCUGGACUCCAACUGCCUGUCCAGGCCACGCAUCCUGGCCUUCCCAGAUGUGGUGAGCCUGGUCCAGCACUACGUGGCCUCCUGUGCCGCAGACACCCGGAGUGACAGUCCCGACCUUGCCACCACUCCAGCCCUGCCCACCCCGAAGGAAGAUGCACCUGGUGACCCAGCCCUGCCCGCCACGGCCGUUCACCUGAAACUGGUGCAGCCCUUUGUUCGCAGGAGCAGCACCCGAAGCCUGCAGCACCUGUGCCGCCUCGUCAUCAACCGUCUGGUGGCUGACGUGGACUGCCUGCCACUCCCCCGCCGCAUGGCUGACUACCUCCGACAAUACCCCUUCCAGCUCUGACCUGGCCGAGCAGCCGCCUGGCCUCAUCCAGCUGGACCCUGGAGGGGACAUGGGCCCCAGCUGGACUUGGGCUCCCACGACCCCUCCUCCAGUCAUCCUGGUGCCUGUGCACAUCUGGCAGCUAGACCAGGAACGGUCCGCAGGAACGAGGCUGGGGGUGAGGGGUCAGGGAAAGUGUCACACGACUUGGAGGUCGGCGCCCCCCGCCCCCCGGCUCCCACGUGACUCCAUUGUGGCGGGCCAUAUGUGUCAAAAGAGAGGGCACUGGCAGGACCUUGUCUCAACUCUGUGGGCUGGGCCCAGUCCCCCACUCACCUGCUGCGGACUCCUGAACUGUGUAGACUUGGCCGACCCUGGUUUCUCCAUCCUCAGGGUGGGGCGGGCCCCUUCCUUCCAGCUAGCCAGCCUCUGUCUCAGGGGCAUAUCAGCCAGAGGAACCGAGGUUGAUGGUGACAGUCCCCGGGCAGGGGCGCAGACCAAACUGGGGGACAGCACAGUUAUAUAGUAUUUAUUUAUUUAUUCUCCCUGGGUUGGUCUUGGGGUGAGCCGACCCCUUCUCUCUGCCCUGAGCACUCCAGAGGCCCCAGACUGGCCCCAGCUUCUCUGGUUCCUCCCACCCUGAGAUGCGCUGUUGGACCCAAGGUGGUCCUGCAUGUCCUGGCACUAACCCGUCUACCCGAGAAGCAGUCCUUCUCCUUGGCCUCCAGCCCUGUUUUGGGAGGAUGGGUGAAUAAACAAGAACAUGGAGCCAACAUGUUAGCGCCCAGCAGAGCCUGCCACUCACCCCCUCCGGGGCCGAGCCCUGUCUGCGUAGAGCUGGUCUCGCCGGGGCACAGGCCCUGCACAAGUCGGGGGCCGGGUCAGGGAGCGGCAUGGUCGUUGGAGGGCCACGGCUCCAGCUCUGCUGGGUCUGCUUCCUGCCCAGGAACAUGCGUUCACUCAAGAGAGGGGACGAAAUUCCAUAUCCGAUGAGACUUUAUAAAAUAAUUAUUACUUUAAACAGUUUGGUAGUCUUUUUAUUUUCACUGCUUUUUCUGUAAUGACAAUAAAAUUGUACCUUUCAUGUAUGGAGCCCUCA